AUGAAGAUUGAGUCAAUUCUAAACCAGUUCAGCGAACUUGACACGGAAGCGAGGGAUAGUCGAGAAAGCCCACACCUUUACAAUGAGCAGAAGGAACAUAGAGGCCCGUCAUUGUCACUGUCAACUCCGUCACCCGACUGCACCCAGUCUAGAACAUCUAGUGUGCGAUCCGAUAGUCGAACUCGAACGCCUUGGGAUGCUGGUGGCUACUCUCUGCCACGGGAUAUUGGCCCCAAGAACUCCACGCGACCUCCUUUCACGCCAGUGACUUGGGAGGAGCAGCAGGAAUCUGCGAGACGUCAGAAUGCAUCUAAUUACCACUCCAGACAAGUAUCAAUGGAUACAUCAGCCAGUAUAAAUCUUCAUGGUUCCGCAGGAUCAUAUGCGCUACCAGUCCGUAGAAUGCCUUCAACUCCAGAAGUCCAUCAAGAUGCUUGGGCGCCGAAAAGUAACCACAGUGAGCGCCGUGCUUCCCAGCACAUGAGAAGAUCAAGUCUCUGGACGGAAUACAAUACGUCGCCCGCGUCAGGGAGCCAUAAGAUAUCAGACAGCCGCAGCAGUUUCUCAUCUUGUUGCUCAUCAACCUUCUCUGCUGGCCAUUCCAGAUUCUCGUCGGUAUCUACCAUCAACGGGAGCAAUACGGUAGGCUCUGGCAUCGCUGACCUGGAAGCAAAAUUGGAGCGGCUUCCAAGGAUAACAGCGCCCCUCCCUCCAGUAACAGUCGGUCUGUCUGCGAAGCCGCAUGCUCGUCAGCGUACCAAUGGUGCUAGGUCGUUGUACGCGGGUAGCCCAUCUGACACGAUUCUAGAGGCGAGGAUGAUGAGAAGAAAGCACAACCAUUUGUCAGAAGAUCAAACCUAUUUGAAGCCAAAAGAUCAGUUUCUGAAUUCGUUAGAUCGCGUUCAUAAGCGAACCAUCUCGGCACCAAACCCCGCCCAGGGCUCUAGUCAUUCUUUUCCUCAAGCACCAACUUCUCUGCCACAAUUUACGUUCCGGCAGCUUCGUCCUCCAACACAACUGUCACCACAAAUCAACACAUCUCACGACCGUCUUGGCAUCGAGAAGUAUCCCUGGAUCCAUACGGGAGAGAGCUCCCCUGCACCUAGUAGUGCAUCAACAAAGUCGCCCUUCCAUCCCCCGGAGACUGUGAGGAUGCAGUCCAACGGGACUCUUCCAGGUGCAUCUGGACAGGCGGCGUCCCAUGCUAACCAAAAUGAUCGUGUUCUUGCAGCAUUGCAUACCUUGGAAAACGUAACCAUCAACGUUCCCCUCAAGGGUGGUGACAUUUGUAUGGCAGUUCCCGAAUGCAACACUGAUUCGGUACCUCGCAAGGUCAUCUCUCAUAUUUUCGGCCGCAACAAGGUCUGCACUCGUCGCAUCCCGGAGCGUGUCUGGGUUUGCAUGUGUCGCAAGCACUAUCAGAGGAUUCGCUACCGAACUGGUAUCAGAUUCAGCUACACUCAGAUCAAUUUGGUGUACGAGCAGAUCAUCCGAAUGAUCUUCUGGAGCCGAGGUCUGGAGAAUGCCAGCAGAACUAAUCAGGAGGGCAUAACGAUCCGAUCGUGGACAUUCUCGAUUCGAAGACGUGAGGUUAAGCGCCUGGCAGACACGAACAGUCGGGAUCCCAUCCCUCACUGGAUCAUGCAGAGCCUUGGCGAAGGCAAGACGCACGAUGAGAUCCUCGAUGUUAUUGAACGUCUUUGCCAAGAGAUCGAUCACGGGGAUCUCAGAGAAGUUCCUCCUGUCGAGUUCCUCCCAGAGGUUGUUGAUGCCUUCACGAACCCGCCUGCUCAGGUCCAGAUCCAUCAGACAUCGGCCAACAGUCAAUCCAGCCGUUCGUCUUUGAUGGCUGGUGAGGCAGUUCCGUCCCCCCUCCCAUUUGUCAAAGAAUCGUCGCCCCUCAAACCAGUUCAAGAAGAGGGAUCUGCGAGUGAGCAUUCUAGCCAGCAAUCGUCGUCGUCGCCCACGCCUCCUGCUGCUUUCAACGGAUCUCGACCCGCUCAUCACUCCAGAUCGUAUACCGAUGAUAUCUCCAACCGGCCUGCUCCCUACUCAUUCGGCUCUCGGUCUCCCCUCGCGAACGCUGGCAUCGGGCCAGACACUGAUCGACAACCCAGUCUUGGAUACUAUGAGAGUCAGAACCCAGCAGCACCUUCAAUGAGCUAUUCCAGUAUUAAUCGUCAUAUGCAGGCGCCGAUGACCGAUCACCGAGGUUCCUGCGAUAACGCCCCUUAUUACCAACAGUCUUAUGGUGGCGAUCACUACUAUGACCCAAAUGGAUUCGUACUGACUGAUAGAAACCUCUCGAUCCAUACCGCCGCUAUGCCAAUGUUGGCCAGAGCGGAUCAGAUGUAUGGCACCGCAGGCUAUGCUGCCCAACACAGCCGAGACAACCACUUCCUUGCGUCGACAGUCAAUACUCAACUCACGCCCGCGCCCCUUAAUUAUCCCUCUUACGAGACUCCUCCUUUUCAGGCUUCAGGAGCGGGUUACUCGUAUCCAGCUCCGGAAGAACGUCAUUCUCAGCUUAGAAUGAGCGGAUUAGACAACUCGCUGCAUCAUUCCAUGGCAGACGAGCGCCCGUACUCUCAUGAUCCGCGUUCACAAAUCCACCAGCCCAACUGGUUUUCCGCCGAGACUGGGUCGAACACUAGGAUCGGCCGCUCUAUGAGCCAAUACCAGCAGCACACAUUGGCUUCCGUUGACCAAGCUAGCCUCCGUCCCUCGCGCCAGUAUCCAAAUGAAGAAGUUCCAGAGUAUGGCUUUGCUGAUCUGGUUACUGAUGAAGGUGUUCCUACCACGCAACCAGCAGUAGCCUACCGUCCAAGAUUCCAACACGGCUACGCAUCCCCCCCCGAGUUAGACGACACUCUCGCUCGAGGCAAUUACCAGGCCUAUCAACACAAUCUUUCGACCAAUGGCGAUGAAGACAACAUCUACGGUGAUCGAGCUUCCGACAGCGAUCGCCACUAA
Molecule: messenger RNA, 2973 nt
Organism: Fusarium proliferatum ET1
Lineage: Eukaryota; Fungi; Ascomycota; Sordariomycetes; Hypocreales; Nectriaceae
Exons: 6
Coding region: 1-2973 (990 amino acids)
Source: RefSeq, a predicted model, not a curated record